AUGGUAGUAAAGAAACGAGGACUUAAUGAAGAUGAAAGAAAUGACAAUGAAUAUGAUCAAUCCAAGAAGAUGAAAAUUGUUGAUACAAUCAGUAAGGAGCAGAUCGGUACUGCAACAGCCACAGCUACUACUACAACUAAAAGUGUUACAAACGCAGUAUCUUUUGUUAAUCAAAAUGAGCCUGUUGAAGGUGAAAAUGAGGAGGAUGACUACGAAGAUGAAGAUGAAGAAGAUAUUAGCCUCAAUAAAGAGGAACUGUCCGGUAACUUAGGGGGAUUAGAUGAAGGAGAAGGGGGAGGGAAAGAGGAAGACGAGGAGGAAGAAGAUGAGGAUGAGGAGGAUGUCGCGAUUGAUAGUGAAUCAUAUCGAGAAUCUUCUGCAUCUGUCCCAGCUACGUCAGUUGACAAGGUCACGUUAACGAAUGCGAGAACUCCAAGCGUACCUGAGAGUCCUAGAUCAUCAUCCUCUAAACAAAAGAUUCCAAUCUCAUUUAUUGAGAAUAAGAGUCGAAGACAUGUUACAUUUGCGAAAAGACGACAUGGUAUUAUGAAGAAAGCGUAUGAAUUGAGUGUGUUGACUGGUGCCAAUGUACUAUUGUUAAUCUUAUCUAGCUCUGGGCUUGUAUAUACUUUUACAACACCAAAACUGGAACCAGUGAUACGAGAUGAUGAAGGGAAGAACCUGAUACGAAAAUGUUUAGGAGCGCCUGAUAACUGGGAAUAUGAUGAAGGAACUCGCGCCAAUCCUGAAAGUUAG
Naumovozyma dairenensis CBS 421 is the source of this 756-nucleotide messenger RNA. RefSeq names its product Arg80p (gene ARG80). Gene Ontology annotation, biological process: positive regulation of transcription by RNA polymerase II. The transcript has a single exon. Gene Ontology annotation, molecular function: DNA-binding transcription factor activity, RNA polymerase II-specific; protein dimerization activity; RNA polymerase II cis-regulatory region sequence-specific DNA binding. NCBI's taxonomy places the organism in Eukaryota, Fungi, Ascomycota, Saccharomycetes, Saccharomycetales, Saccharomycetaceae. The record is from RefSeq and is a predicted model, not a curated record. Bases 1 to 756 code for a protein of 251 amino acids.